This is a messenger RNA of Lytechinus pictus (painted urchin), 4220 nucleotides long. Its product is annotated as fatty acyl-CoA reductase 1-like. The record is from RefSeq and is a predicted model, not a curated record. The coding region runs from base 292 to 1854 and encodes 520 amino acids. Gene Ontology annotation, cellular component: peroxisome. Gene Ontology annotation, molecular function: alcohol-forming very long-chain fatty acyl-CoA reductase (NADP+) activity. The transcript is spliced from 14 exons. Lineage: Eukaryota; Metazoa; Echinodermata; Echinoidea; Temnopleuroida; Toxopneustidae. Gene Ontology annotation, biological process: long-chain fatty-acyl-CoA metabolic process.
ACAUAAAUGCAAAAGGUCAUCACUGUGAUAAGGCCGGCGAUCUGAUCAGCACUAUAUAGAUAUAGAGACAGCUCGCCUUUUAAUUUACCUAUGUGUGUGCAAAAUUGAGUUUAUUCAGAUGUAUAUCAAUCAGAUGUGAUCAUUUACGUUUGGGACUGACCUUUGACGUCACCAUCCGAAAGACGUGACCAGGGCUUGAACCUCUGAAUCAAUUUGUAACAUCAUCACCAAGCUUGGAUUUACAGGCACACGCUACAACGCCCAUUUUCCCUGAAAAGUCAUCCUUCCACCAUGGUGUACCGCUCUGUCAGUGACUUCUAUGCCGGCAAGACGUUGAUGAUCACCGGUGCCACUGGCUUCAUUGGUAAGGUGCUGUUAGAGAAACUCCUUCGGUGUUGCCCAGACAUCAAGAAGAUAUUCCUCCUUGUCAGACCGAAAAGGGACAAGGGGGCGGCCGCUCGUAUCAAAGAGAUCACUUCUGGCAUAAUGUUUGAUAAAGUCAGGGAAGCCCAGCCGAACUUCCGGGCAAAACUAGUCCCCAUCGAGAGCGACCUCAUCCAACCCGACCUUGCCUUAAAAGAAGAAGACAUCAGGAUUCUUCAGGAGGAGACAGAGCUUGUGUUUCACGUUGCAGCUACUGUCAGAUUCGAUGAAAAACUAUCAAUCUCCCUCCAGAUGAACGUGUUUGCAACCAGAAAGAUCUUACAACUCAGCAAAGGGAUGGAGAAAUUAUUGGUAUUUCAUCAUGUUUCAACAGCAUAUAGCAACUGUGACCAAUCCAGAAUAGAAGAGGCUGUUUACCCCCCUCCUGUUGACCCAUACAAGAUCUUGGAUGCCACCGAAUGGAUGUCGGACGACAUGAUAGAAGCCUUAACCCCCAUGCUGCUGGGGAAGAGACCAAACACAUACACCUUUACCAAGGCUCUGGCAGAGUACGUUGUUAUGGAAGAGGGUAAGGGGUUGCCAAUUUGCAUAACAAGACCGUCUACUGUUUUAGCAGCGUGGAAAGAGCCUUUUCCUGGCUGGGUAGAUAACAUACUGGGUGCAAGUGGACUCGUUGUUGCAGUUGGUAAAGGGUUGGUAACUACAGUGCUCUGUGAUCCACAGGCUAUUCUUGACGUCACUCCUGUAGAUGUUAUAGUGAAUGCAAUGAUUGGUGUCACGUGGUAUACAGGUGUCCACAAACCUGCCUCCAUCUCAGUCUACAACUUGGUCACCAGUCACGAUAUUCCAUACAAAUUAGGAACACAUUGGGCUGAUCUCGUAAAUUGUCUCGAGAUAUUUCCAAUGGAGAAGGCACUUGGACGACCAAUGGUUCAACUCACCAAAUACUCGCUAGUAUUUGAAUGGAUGAACCUGGUUAAUGGGAAGAUACCAGCUUUUUUCAUUGAUUGUGUCUCGAAGCUAAGGGGACAGAAACCUAUGAUGAUGAAGAUAAACCAAAGGGUCGUAAGGCUGGUUUACGCACUGAGGUACUUCAUGUUUAACACUUGGGACUUUAGCCAUCAAAAUAUAGAAGCUCUUUCCACUGCAAUGAACGAGAAAGACAGGGAGGUAUUUUUCACUGAUGUGAGAACGCUCCAUGGGCCGUCAUACAUGAAAGCCUACGUUCUUGGUGCCAAGAGAUUCAUUCUAAAUGAAGAUAUAGAAAAUCUUCCUGCAGCACACAGCCAUCAAAGAAUGUUGCGUAACCUCCGAUGGACCUUCAAUACCGUCCUCGCUGUCGUUAUUUGGUGUAUCCUCAUGACCCGGUCAAAGGUCGCCCGGAACUUCCGGACCUUUGUAAUCAACAAUUUCUUCAGAUUCAUUCGACGAUGUCGCAUGCUUAUUAACUCCAUGGGUCACUCUAAUUGAUUAUGCUUUGCCACGACGAUGUCGCAUGCUUUUUAACUCCAUGGGUCGCUCUAAUUGAUUAUGCUUUGCCACCACUUCUUGCUACUUGUGGUGGCAGGUGAGAUGUGGUAGGCAAUUUGUAGGACUUUGAUGUAGAUACAGAGCCAUUGGCCCGUAUUCUCAAGUCAGAUUCAACUUAGACCACGGUCUAACUCUGUGCUAAAAUUAUGGGAAGCCAGAAGUGUCAAAAUUUGUUUAAAGUUGUAUGUUUCUUAUGUUUUCUGUGCUCUUUCCUGAUUCAUCGAUGGUAAAGACGAUCAUUUAUUUAUAUUUCCUAUACAAUUGUGAAUGAUUUGAGAGCCAAAUUAGCUGAAAUAUUUUAUCCCUACUGUUAGUGAUAUAUGUAACAAUUGGCUGUCCAUAGUUAAACCACAACUUUAAACCUAAGUUUAAGUCAAACCCGAUUUCAGAAUACGGGAAAUUGGAUGUAGAUCAGGAGAAGUACGCCCUCUUCGUUCGUUGAUUACGGCUCUUGGGAUUUAAAAUAUUUCCUUGCAUGAAAUGCAAUUUACUCAUACGGCAGCAAAAAUAAAUCAAUAAAGUUAAGUAUUUAAGUCGGUUUUUAUCUUAUAUGAUUUAUCAUACAGUAAAUGUGGAGUAAUUAUCGGAUGGUCUAAUACCACUUGGUCUACUUAUCAGUUAGUCCAACUUCACAAAGUCUAAACCCAUUUCGUCUACAACCAGUUCGUCUAAUAUCUAAUUCGUCUAAUUCCCACUUGGUCUAAUAUCAAUUCGUCUAAUUUCCAUUUGGGCUAAUAACCAGUUGGGCUAAUUCUCGCUUGGUCUAAUAUCCAAUUCGUCUAAUGAGCAGUUGGGCUAAAUCCAUUUAGUCUAAUUUCCAGUUGGUCUAACAUCACUUUGUCUAAUUUUCACUUCGUCUAAUGUCCAUAUGGUCUUAUUUCAUUUCAUCUAAUUGUCAUGUGGUCUAAUGACCGUUUGGUCUAAUUUCCUAUUGGUCUAAUAUCCAAUUGGUCUAAUGACCACUUGGCCUUAUAUACGACUGUUAUAAUGACCACUUAGUCUAAUAGCCAAAUUGUCUAAUGACCACUUGGUCUAAUAGCCAAUUGUUAUAAUGCCCAGAUGGGCAAAUCGUCGCUUGGUCUAAUUUUCAUUUGGUCCAAUUCACACUUGGUGUAAUGUCCCUUUAGUCCAAUAUAGCAUCAUUCAAUAUGAUUUAUUUGACCUAUAAUUAACAAGUAUGGUAAUGAAUAAAUAAAUACGCCAUGCAUCAGUUAAUACAUGUCGCCAGGAUCCAGGGGGUAGAGCCAGGGUAGGUCUGGUGUGCGCAAAACCUCACCGUGAAGGACUUUCGAUGACGGGAUCAUCGAAUGAAUUCUAAUCAAAAAUAAUUCUUAUAAUUAUCGAUUGUAGAGAUGAGGAUGACAGUCAUAUCAUACCCAUAAUCAUAGGCGGAUCCAGGGGGGCCCGAAGGGCCCGCCCCCCCCCCCCCCCCUAUUGGCGGAGCAAAAAAAAGAAAAAAGGGGGAAGAAAGAAAAAAAAAAAAAAAGGGAAAAGAGAGGGAAAAAAGAAGGGGAAACAUAAAAGGACGAAGACGAUUAAAUGAAAUAAGAUGAGGGGAAGACUUGGAAAACAUUCUUUAAAAAAAAUUUCAUGUCCCUAUAUAAAAUUUUCGCUUGCGCUUCGCGCUUGCAUUGCCUUUUAGGUGAUUUACAUAUCUUGCUCAAUAUGGAGCUUAAAAUAUAAAAUUUUGAACUCAAUAUACAAAACAUAUUUCAGCUCGGAUAUCGUACUUUCAUUAUUUUGUUUGAUUUACAAAUUGAUUUUUAAAAAUUGCUCUGUAAAAAAAACUGUUUUAUGGUCUGAAUAUAAACAUUUUCUGCUCGCGCUGCGCGCUGGCAAAAUUUGAUUUGUCAGGUACCUAUUAUUUUUGUGUUUUCCAUAAAGUUGUCAAAAUAUCCCUUUUCAGGUCUGAUUAUCAAAACGUAUCAGCUAGCGCUGCACGCUCGCAUUUUGAUUGGCGAGUAAUGUAUGUCUCAAUAUUGAUUAUACAACAAACAACUUAAAAUCCCCUUUUCAUGACAGUUUAUCAAACAAAUUUGGGUCGCGAUUUGCACUCGCAUUUAUGGUAAAAUAUAUUAACUGAUGCAUCCUAUUUAUAAUUAAAAAAAGACUUGGAAUGUCCAGUUUUCAGGCCAUUAUGUCAUCAAAUUUCGCGCCCUCAUUAGCAUUAAUUAAUAAGAUAUUACUUAAAUAAUUAAAUUGUCCCUUUUGUUUCAUCUCGCGCUUUAUAGCAAGAGGAAUAGGAAAAUAGUCAUUUUCAUAUUCAUGUCCUAAGGAUGUCCCGGUCCUAUGUUUAAACUCAAAGU